Rhagoletis pomonella (apple maggot) is the source of this 1842-nucleotide messenger RNA. It is a transcript of the gene Syt7, whose product is annotated as synaptotagmin-7. The transcript is spliced from 9 exons. The coding region runs from base 405 to 1541 and encodes 378 amino acids. Lineage: Eukaryota; Metazoa; Arthropoda; Insecta; Diptera; Tephritidae. The record is from RefSeq and is a predicted model, not a curated record. Gene Ontology annotation, cellular component: axon; membrane; synapse. Gene Ontology annotation, molecular function: SNARE binding; clathrin binding; calcium ion binding. Gene Ontology annotation, biological process: calcium-ion regulated exocytosis; vesicle fusion; cellular response to calcium ion.
UAAUUUUGUGUUCAUUGAUUUGUGUAUUCUUGCCACUUAAAAUUCAACCAGCAAGGAGAUAAGGGACCAAAACGAAUAAAAUAAAAACUGUGCAAACUGCGCUGUGCUGUGUCACCAAAGUUUACUCGUGUAAAAACUGAAAGUACGCCCGUUUUUAUUUCUUGGCUCCCUCUAUGCUGGAACAUAUUUUUAUUUUAUUCGCAACGAAAUUGAAUUGGCCAUAGAGCAUCAAGAAAAUCCGGUCAACAGAAGUCCGGCCAACGAGAAGCUCGAGAAAGCUGGUUUAAAGUGGACCGGCAUCAAAAGUACCAGAACGCUGAUCGACUUACCGAAAGAUUGUAGCAGAGUUGCGGAUGUGAGGUCCUGGAAAGUGAUUGGGGUUUCCACAAUCCUCAACUCAGGAGAUGCAGGACACGUCAAUUCCACCGACGAAACCGCAACAGCAACAAACCACUACGCAAUCAUUAGCAACGCCAUUACAAAAUAACAUCAAUCGUAAACUGAAUGGAUUUCUUAAUUUAAAAACUCCAUUGAUUGGAACAACAACACAGGCGCAAAAUAAGCCUGUUAGCAGCUCGAGCACAAGUGGUGGCAAUGAGAGUGCCGGAGCUAAGGAUGCCGCGAAUAAGAGCAUUUCAAUGACCGAUAUGUAUAUCGACAACUCGGAGCCCAGCGAGAAUGUUGGCCAAAUACAUUUUUCCCUGGAGUACGACUUCCAAAAUACAACAUUGGUAUUGAAAGUUUUGCAAGGUAAAGAACUGCCAGCUAAAGACUUGAGUGGCACAUCUGAUCCAUAUGUUCGCGUUACAUUGUUGCCUGAUAAGAAGCAUCGUUUAGAGACCAAAAUAAAGCGGCGCACUUUAAAUCCUCGUUGGAAUGAAACAUUCUAUUUUGAAGGCUUUCCCAUACAAAAACUACAGUCUAGGGUACUACAUUUGCAUGUGUUCGAUUAUGACCGAUUCUCACGCGACGAUUCCAUCGGUGAAGUUUUCCUACCACUAUGUCAGGUUGAUUUCGCUAGCAAGCAAUCAUUUUGGAAAGCACUGAAACCACCGGCUAAGGAUAAAUGCGGUGAAUUGCUUUCAUCGCUCUGCUAUCAUCCAUCAAAUUCAGUACUAACAUUAACAUUGAUUAAGGCGCGAAAUCUGAAAGCAAAAGAUAUCAAUGGCAAAUCAGAUCCGUAUGUUAAGGUGUGGCUACAAUUCGGCGAUAAACGCGUUGAAAAACGAAAGACUCCAAUAUUUAAUUGCACACUCAAUCCUGUCUUUAAUGAGUCCUUUAGUUUCAAUGUACCAUGGGAAAAGAUACGCGAAUGCUCCUUAGAUGUUAUGGUAAUGGAUUUUGAUAAUAUUGGACGAAAUGAGUUAAUUGGAAGAAUUUUAUUGGCUGUUAAACUCUUGGAAUAUCAUAAUGGAUACUUACUACAAGACCACCAACAACGACUACAAUACGCUAUUCGUUUUACACAAUUAGCCACACAAAUUGAUUUUUUAGGUAAUGUUCUGAUGUCGGAUGAAGCGUAUUUCCAAGCAAAACUGUAGAUUGUGGGGCUCUGAAAGACCAAGGGCAACACACCAGCACUAGUUACACCCAUCCAGAUGCACUGUUUGGUGCGGUGAUAUGGCCGAAAAAGUUAUCGGCCCAUAUUUCUUCCAAAAUGAAUUUCUGGGGCUUCUUACAGAAUAAUAAUUACUUUUUGCGACCAACGGCAGAGCAGCAUCCUAAUUUGUGGUUCCAAUAAGAUGGAGUGACUGCGCACACUGCUAGGCACUUAUGCACAAAAAAUGUAACGUAUAAAUUAAAAUUAUAAAUGUUUGAUUAUAGGAAAAAUAAAAAUAUAUA